Molecule: messenger RNA, 2184 nt
Organism: Chaetomium fimeti
Lineage: Eukaryota; Fungi; Ascomycota; Sordariomycetes; Sordariales; Chaetomiaceae
Product: histone-lysine N-methyltransferase SET9
Exons: 3
Coding region: 1-2184 (727 amino acids)
Cellular component (GO): nucleus
Molecular function (GO): histone H4K20 methyltransferase activity; protein binding
Source: RefSeq, a predicted model, not a curated record
AUGCCUCGCACCCCAAUUCCGGCGAUCAAGAAGCAGCCGUUGACCUUCGCGCAGCUCGCUGCGUACGAUGAUAUCCUGACCGACGCCCUCGUUGACCAUGUUUACUACUGGACGGCAAUCCCGAAAAACCGCCCUUCGUACCAUCCUUCCCGUGGCGUCCGGGAGGAGGACAUUGCCAAAAUCAUCCAAACUCACCUCAUCGUCGACCCGGACCUCGCCGUCGCCGAGGGGAAGUUGUUGGCAACCGACGGCCUAAGAAAGUUUCAUAAUGCGCUCAGGACGUCCAAAGAGAAAGACGACUUCAAGGCACAUCUUCGGCGAUACAUGUCCAUUUACCUUCCCGACUGCCCGUUCGAAGUCAAUGCGACGAACCGUUUCACGAUCGAUUCAUACGAAGCGAGCAUCACGGCGCGACGCCCCAUCAGGCGCAAUGAGGCGAUCAAGUACUUGGCUGGCACCCAGGUAACGGUUACGCCCGAGGAGGAGGCCCAGCUAGCGUUGCGCAAGAAGGACUUCAGUCUCGUAGUCAGCAGCCGGAGCAAGCUGACCAGCUUGUUUAUGGGGCCAGCGAGAUUCGCCAACCACGAUUGUGCGGCAAAUGCCAGGCUCGUUACGCGCGGCGCGGCAGGGAUCGAGAUUUUUGCGUGCAGGGACAUCGCAUUGGGCGAGGAAAUUACCGUCACGUAUAGUGAGAGCUAUUUUGGAGAGUACAACUGCGACUGCCUCUGCCAGACAUGCGAGCAGAACGUGGCCAACGGCUGGAAGCCCAAGGACGGUACCGUACCGGUGCAUAGGAGCAUUGAGGAGGGCCUAUUCGGUGACGACCAAGGCUAUUCGCUGCGGCGCCGGAGGCGGGAACGGAGUGUUAGCGUCGCUGGGUCUCGCACUUCCUCGACCGCGAAAAACCGAGCAAUGGCGACCGACAGGGCCUCGACGACGGAUACCGACUGCGCCGAGGUAUUGGCGAUAGCCCCAGCUCCCCCGAAGCGGAAUUUUGACAGCGUAGCUCUCAGCUCGCCGCCACUCACGCCAGCUAAACGCCAAAAGUCAAACAAUUACGAUAUUUCUACCCUUGCCCUGAGCCUAGACGUGUCGAGGGACAGCUCAGCUAGUGGCGUCGCCGACAGUCUUGCUCCAUCAGAGGACGGGAAGAGCACCGUGACACAAGCGACAACGCCCGAAUCUGAGCAGCCGGGACCACCUUUGAGGCUAGAAAAGCCGCUGCCGUCACCAGAGAUGUCGCCGAUGAAGCAUGGCGCCGCGUUGGGCGACACAUCGAAUGGCGACCAUGCCGCGCCCGCAGAAAUUACCACACCACUAUCGGUUCUUCCUACUACGGAGAUUGAUCCCGUGGAAGAUAGGCUUGACUUGACAACAACUUCUGCAUCUUCGGUUCCCGGUUCUGAAUGCUCGUUAGCAGCAGAAGGUUUGCCCGUUCAUAUCGCACCUGUUUCUACGGGACUUUUGCCCGUUCAAAAGGCAGAAAACAGAGCUCGGGAAGACUCACAGGAGACGAUCCCAGACGAGAGUCUCGAGGCUAGUGCACCAGCGAUGCCGAACUCGGGCGCCCCGCGGCUUGAAGAAGCAGAGGGUAGUGCUCAACAAAGCGCAGAAAUGACAGUGGUAGAAGCGCCCGGCCCGGCCGCAGAGCCCAAUAGCGAGGUCGUCUCCGCCACUUCAGCGCCUGCAACGAAGAGAAAACAGCGGCGGGUCUCCGAAAAGCAAGCGCCAGAACCCGUCCGGAAACAGCGCGUGCCUGGUGACUAUACUCUCACGCCCCUCCUCCUCUCGCAGCCCGAGAUGGCGUGGAUCCUCUGCACCAAUUGCAACGUGGCAUUCGUGCAGGGGGACGCCUACUACACGCGGGCCAACUGCUCCCGGUGCGAGCGCCACUCCAAGCUGUACGGCUACGUCUGGCCCAAGACGGCGCCGGCUGGCAAGAACGACAAAGAGGAGCGUGUGCUCGAUCACAGGCUCGUCAACCGUUUCCUGCACCCGGACGACGAGGCCAUCAUCCGCGGGCGGAAGCCCUGGAGGGAGCGCCUGGGCCAGAGCAGCGAGCUGGCGCACAGCGAGGAACGCGGCCGACAGCGAGAAUCGGGUCCGCCUCAGGGGGAUGCUGGUGAGCGCCACCGCCGUAGCGGUCGUGCGCGGAGGGCGAGCGCGAAGGCUAUGGGGCAGUGA